Molecule: messenger RNA, 1647 nt
Organism: Amaranthus tricolor (Joseph's coat)
Lineage: Eukaryota; Viridiplantae; Streptophyta; Magnoliopsida; Caryophyllales; Amaranthaceae
Product: transcription repressor OFP1-like
Exons: 1
Coding region: 97-1059 (320 amino acids)
Biological process (GO): negative regulation of DNA-templated transcription
Molecular function (GO): DNA binding
Source: RefSeq, a predicted model, not a curated record
CUCCUUACUUUUCCAGUAUUUUCCUUUUCAUAACCCACAAAAACAAGACUACCCCAUUACAGAAAAAAGAAAAAGAGUAGUAACUACUAACUAGUAAUGGGUAAUCCAAGAUUCAAACUCUCAAAUAUAAUCCCAAAUGCUUGGUUUUACAAACUCAAAGACAUUAACACAACCACUAAAUCUUCCAAAUCUCAAUCCAACAAACCCAAAAAAGAUCAAUCCCCACCACCCCCAACAUCUUCUUCCACUCAAAAAAUCAACAAUAAUAAUCAAAAUUUUGAACCUCAAUUUCAACCCAGAAAAUCAUACCAUAUUACUAGAGAACUUGUUCAUCCAAGUAAUCAAGAACUAGAUUUUCUUCCAUUUUCUCCUCCAAGAAGAUCAAAAUCAUCCACUAAAUCAAAAAAAUCAAGUAGAAGAACAAAUUCUACUUCAUCAUGUAGCUGUAAAUCAACAGCAACUUUUCAAUCAUACCCUUCAAAAUCAAUUUCCCCAUCUUCUCCUCCUCUGUUUGAAGAUACUCUGCUUAAAAAAGAGCAUAAAACAGAGGAUGUCGAUAUCGUUAUCGACAUCGAUAAAGAUUCAUUCUUUACAGAGAUUGCUACAUUUGAUUUCAAACUCCCACCAAUUGUUACUAAACAAGAAUCAAAACCCAUCAAAGAAGAGAAGAUUAUUGCACCAGUUUUGAAGGAACAAAAGGUAAACCCAUCUCCAAGAAGAUUCCCAGAAAAAGGAAUGAGAUUGAAGGUAAAUUCACCAAGAAUAAUGGGUAUAAAACAAGGUCAAAAUGGAAGUUCUGGAAGGAAGAGUUUAAGUUCAAAAAAGAGAAGAAGUAUUUCAGAAAGCUUUGCAGUAGUGAAAUCUUCAUUUGAUCCUCAAAAGGAUUUUAAAGAAUCAAUGGUGGAAAUGAUUGUUCAGAAUAAUUUAAGAGCUUCAAAGGAUUUGGAAGAUUUGCUUGCUUGUUAUUUAUCACUUAAUUCAGAUGAGUAUCAUGAUGUUAUCAUCAAAGCUUUUAAGCAAAUUUGGUUUGAUUUUAGGCACCAAAAAAAGUUUGCUUAAAACAAUUUAUUUUAACAAGGGCAUUGUAUUGAGCUGAAAUGCACAGUAAGGUUUGGAGGCUCUCUGCAAAAUAGUUUAUUAGAUAAUUUUAACUUAUUUUAUACGAGUAGAAAAUUGGGUGAUCAAAUCAUUUAAUAUUUGUGUUUCGUAAAUUAGCUGGUUAAAACAGUUUAUUGUUAUAAGUAAGCUAUUUUUAAACAGGCUCCUUAUAUUAGCAGAUUUGAAUCAACUAGCCAAAAAAGUGAAAGUUAAUAAUAUCAACGAAUAAUCGCGGCUGUUUGUCAAACAGUUUAUAUGCACUAUUUCCCGAGAUAUAACUUUGUAGAAACGUUUUGUAUAUCGAGCAUUUUUUUUGUUAGAGCAUAAUAGAAUUAUGAGAUAUUUAUAUUUUUUUUACUUAUUAGUGAUGUUCAAGGUAGGUUCACUGUUAGAGAAGUAGUUGGAGUAAAAGAUUAUUGUAUUUAUAAUAUUUUUGUCUAUCGUAACUAGUUUUGAUAUUAAACAAAAAUAUUCUAAUAAUUCAGUUUAUAUAUGUAAUUUAUAAAGACAAAUAGUUUGGUACACCAUAAAUGAAAGAAUUUUUAGUCU